UGAGAAAGAUGAGUUGAUGAAGGCGCCUGUGAUACUCACCUCACCCGUCGUAGACAUCUUGCCUAAUCAUGUUACUCAUCUCAACAACGUCAUCCCCCCGCCCCCUUUGGAGAACGAGGUCCUCCUGCGUGACAAAGGGGGAGGAGGCGGAGGAGGAGGGAUAGGAGGACGGAGGGAGGGGGACGUCGUGGGCAGCACCCGCUCCAUCUACCCGAACGGCCUGGCUCCGCUCGCCUGCUCCGACUCGCCCUCCUCGAGGUCGUCGCGCUCCUCGUCCUCCACGGUGGCCCUCAACCCCGACUACCUGGCGAAGGCCCUGGAGGAGGUGGCCAUGACCCCCCUGCCGCCCUCGGGUCGUGGGGUGGUGCCGCAUGAGAGCACGGUGUAAUACAAAGGGAAGGAAGGAAAAAGGACGAAAGAAAGAAAGAGAAAAAUGAGAAAAUGUCCCCCUUCUGCAGGAGAGCCGAGUAUGCGAGGCGAGGGCUGUCUCGCUGUACUCCUCGUCUAUCCUCUCCUGACGAAAACAGAUGACGAACCAUUAACAUUAAAGUGUUCUCUGUUAGAAUGUUAGGUGGAUUGUAACUUAAUAUCAAUGUGUUUUAUAUAUAUAUAUAUGUAAUGCACACACACACACACACACACACACACACACACACACACACACACACACACACACACACACACACACACACACACACACACACACACACACACACACACUCACUCACACCCAGACUUUCACUCACACACGUACACAAAACCAAUCUCGUACUUAUAUGACUACUUGAGUACUUGACGAACGUGACCAAAGUAGACUCUGAGAGCAAAGACGGAAGUAAUUCUGCAGGAUUCGCCAAAGAAUUGUAUCAUAGAAACUAUACUUUAUAAAACGAUGAUAACAUAUCCACAGCGUCUAGAAACAAUAACUAGCACAAUAAAAAAGUGUUGGUAAAUAAUAUAGUGUGAAAAGAAAGUGCCACCUUCGGUAAAUUGUGAUAUGUGUUUUGUGUGUGAAUAAAAUAAGACAAAAACCGUGGUCUGUGACGUCAGAGGAAGCCACUCUACUCAGUGUGUUUUUUGUUGACAGUUUGAGGAAAAUAAUUUUGUUAUUGAUUAGAUGUUACUAAUAUUUUGCCAUUUGAAUGCUGUACUGCUUAUAGUACUUUUGUUAUAUGAUAUAGAAUAUUCAUUGUAAAUUAUAGAUCAUAUCUUUGUCUUAGCAGAUGUAUAUAAAUAGAUUGACAAAGAGAGAGAGAGAGAGAGAGAGAGAGAGAGAGGAGAGAGAGAGAGAGAGAGAGAGAGAGAGAGAGAGAGAGAGAGAGAGAGAGAUGCAGCAAGUACAACGAAAAGGGGCGAAAAUUCCAACGGGAUGUCAAUUUUUCUUAAAGCAAAAAUGUGAAAGUUAGCGCCAAGCUAAUGUAUCAGAACGAACCAAGCAAAGACAAUAUAAUA
Penaeus vannamei (Pacific white shrimp) is the source of this 1452-nucleotide messenger RNA. The record is from RefSeq and is a predicted model, not a curated record. Lineage: Eukaryota; Metazoa; Arthropoda; Malacostraca; Decapoda; Penaeidae.